This is a messenger RNA of Ogataea angusta, 1482 nucleotides long. RefSeq lists its product as uncharacterized. The transcript has a single exon. Gene Ontology annotation, molecular function: transmembrane transporter activity. Bases 1 to 1482 code for a protein of 493 amino acids. Gene Ontology annotation, biological process: transmembrane transport. The record is from RefSeq and is a predicted model, not a curated record. Lineage: Eukaryota; Fungi; Ascomycota; Pichiomycetes; Pichiales; Pichiaceae.
AUGUCAAAGAAUAGCUCUGAGAUCGGUCUCGAGAUCGUUUCGACGGAAAAGUCUCAUUUCGAUGAGCACUUACAGCUCGACGAGGUCAGGAUGCUCCAGUUCCAACCAAAAAGUCCUCUAAGACCAAUCAGCUGGAGCACGAAAAAAAAGCUGGCACACACGGUGCUUUAUGGGCUCACCACAUUCUGCGCGCAGUUCAAUUCUACAACCAUGUCGUUUGAAUACUGUGUUGACGAUAUACGGAACGAGUUUGGAGUGUCCCGAGAGGUAGUACUACUUCUUACAUCUCUUUACAUCCUCGGCAUAGCUUUCGGCCCCAUGGUGUUUGCACCACUUUCAGAAGUCUACGGUCGCAAAAUUGGCAUUUUUGCUCCAUUUUUCAUGUCUGCGAUGCUGACAUUUGCAACGGGCAUCUCAUACAGUCUCGGUGCCAUGAUGGUGACGCGGUUCCUAGGUGGCUUUUUUGCCGGAGCACCAAUUGUGGCGUCCGGCGGUGUUCUUGGGGAUAUAUGGUCGCCAGCGCAAAGAGGAGCGGCAUUUGCAUUUUACGCCUGUUUCGUGAUCAACGGGGCAGCGCUGGGGCCUACUAUAGGGUCGCUACUAAGCAUGAAGACCAAUUGGAGAAAUCCGCAGUGGUUUAUUGGAGGGCUGAGUGUCUUCAUAAUUGUCAUCUGUUGCUUUUUUCUGCAUGAAACAUACGAGCCUGUCCUGCUGGCGCGAGAGGCCAAAAAAGAGCGCCUGAAGUCAGGAUCGUGGGAAAUACAUUCAAAAUUGGAUACUUGGGACCUGAACAUUCGUGAGUUAGUUAAGAUCCACAUGGUGCGGCCGUUUGCUAUUCUGGCCACCCCCAUUGUGUUCUUGAUGUCGCUGUUUGCCAGCUACGUUUACGGGUUAUUUUAUUUGAUUCUCACCAAUGUCUCGGAAGCAUUUAACUUGGCUAAGGGCUGGAAAGGAACGACGGGGACAUUGCCAUGCAUUUCGCUCCUGCUAGGAGUUCUUUUUGGUUGCGUGGGCAACAUGCUUUGGGCCAAUCGGUACGCCAGCCUGGUGGAAAAAAACAAUGGGGAGCCUUUACCCGAACAGCGGCUUCCAGUGAUGAUGAUUUUGGGAUGGCUAAUGCCCGCUGGAAUAUUUAUAUUUGGAUGGACGUGCUCUCCAACCAUCCCCUGGCCAGUUCCUUGCUUGGGAAUUAUGAUGAUGGGGUGUGGCUUCAUAACCAUUUUCCAGGGAAGCCUGAACUAUCUGAUAGACACCUACGCCUGCUACUCUGCAUCUGCAAUAGCGGCUGCCACGUUUUUGCGGUCCGUUUUUGCUGCUUUCUUCCCGCUAUUUGCAAAACAGCUGUUUGUCUCCUUGAAUGUCCACUGGGGUGCCAGCCUGAUUGGUUUCAUUGCUCUGGGAAUGAUUCCAAUACCGUACCUUUUUUUCGUUUUCGGUAAGAGGAUACGAGAAAAAAACGUUUUUAUACCAGGCUUAGAAUAG